CAGAGGAGGACGAAAACGAAACGCAGGAGCUGCAGGAAGAGGAGGAACGGGAAGAGGAGGGACAGAGGAGGAGGAGGAAGAUGAGGAGCGGGAGGAAGAGCAGAAGCACCAGAACCACGCUGGUUUCCCGCCCGCCGGCUCAGGCCGCAGCUCCCGGCUCCGGCAGCAUCGCCCACCCCCCACCCCCCCCGCCGCUGGAAACCACAGGUGAGCGGGGAGGGAGAGCUUGCCGAAAAUCCAUCGGAGGGUCUCUGCGAGGCUGGGGGGGUCAGGGGAUGUUUGUAUCUGGCAGGACCCCAAAGCCGAGCCGGAAAUUGCCCUGGAGGGAUCUUGGGGGGCUCCCACGUGGCGAUAGCCCGCUACCGGCAGGCAGUGGGGCGAUAUUGGAUUUAGGGAUCCCCGGGAGAGGCGGGGGGGAACGCGACAGCCUCGGAGCAGGGAAAGCCCAGAGGGUAAUGCCGGAGCCAGGGGACCCCCGACAGUCUGCAGGGGUGGGGGAGCCUGGAGAUGAGCGGGGUCCCGGCCCCCCUAAAGCUGAAAGGAGCGCUGACUUCUGUAGCUGCACUUGGGCAGUGGGAUCAUCAAACCAAACUCACUCAGAUCUUGUUUUCACCCCCAAACGAGGAUUUCCAAUUCCCAAACGUGUUGCCGAUGCAGGAGGAGGAGACUGCAAAGAAGAGGAAGAUGGCCCGGGAGCUGCAGACAGACACAGAGCUGAGGAUGGAGCCCAGGGAGGACAAAUCCCUGCUGCAGAACAUCAUGGAAGAGGCCAUUUUGAGCAGCUCCACAGUGCAGGAAUUAAAUGGUGAGGAAAAGCCCCGGAGAUCCCGCAGGAGGACGGGCUGCAAACGCAGAUCUCAGGGAUCCGAGGAGGAAAGAUCCACCCUGGACCGGGGAGGCGUUCGGGUCUCUGAGCAGCUUCACGAUGGGGAGCAGCCUCACAAGUGCUCGGAAUGUGAGAAGAGCUUUAGUUGGAGAUACUCCCUGAUCUGUCACAGGGGAAUCCACACGGGAGAACGGCGCUAUGAGUGUGGGAAGUGUGGGAAGAGCUUCAGCCAGAGAUCCUCCCUGAUCCGCCACCAGGUCAGCCACAGUCUGGAGAUGCCCUUUGAGUGUGAUAAAUGUAGGAAGAGGUUUCAGAGCAGCACCUGUCUCCUCAGGCAUUACAGGAUUCACAGGGAUGAGAGGCCCUUCCGCUGCCCCGACUGCGGGAUGGGCUUCAAGCACGACACCAGCCUCAUCGCCCACCGGCGCAUCCACACUGGGGAGAGGCCCUACGAGUGUGGGGAGUGUGGGAAGAGCUUCUCCAGGAGCUCCAACCUGAUCAUGCACCAGAGGAGACACACGGGAGAAUGGCCCUAUGACUGUGGGGAGUGUAGGAAGAGCUACAAGACAAGCUCUGAACUGAUCAUUCACCAGAGGAGCCACACUGGGGAACGACCCUAUGAGUGUGGGGAGUGUGGGAAGAGCUUCACCCGGAGGUGCCACCUGCUCCGCCACCAGAGGAGCCACAAGGGCUCUACAGCCUACAAGGAAUGUUCCUAUGAGUAUGGGGAGUGUGGGAAGACCUUGAGAUCAAGCUCUGAACUGAUUGUCCACCAAAGGAGCCACACUGGGGAACGGCCCUAUGAAUGUGGGGAGUGUGGAAAGAGAUUCAUGUCGAGAUCGCACCUGAUUGCACACCAGAAGAUCCACACGGGGGAACGGCCAUAUGAGUGUGACCAAUGCAGGAAGAGGUUUCAGACCAGCACCAAUCUCCUCAUACACCAGAGGAUUCACAUGGAUGAGAGGCCCUUCCGCUGCCCCAACUGUGGGAAGGGCUUUAUGCAAAACUCCACACUCAGCAUCCACUGGUGCAUCCACACCGGGGAGAGACCCCACGAGUGUCCCCAGUGUGGGAAGAGCUUCUCAUGCAGGUCAACUUUGACCCAACACCAAUGGAGCCAGCACUGAGGGAAGCCCUGCGAGUGUCCCAAGUGCAGGAAGAGCUUCAUGCGCUGCUCCAGCUCCAUCCCCAUGGGAGGAUCCCCCCUGGAUGAUCCCCAGGGACCCCGGGUGGGCAGAGCCCUGAUGAUCUGUGGUGCCGCUGAUCUUUGUUGGGAGGACACCUGACAGGGGCUUCACAUUCUCCUGGCUCCCUGUGACCACCUGGACACAUCCACAAACCAACAUCAGAAAUCCGUUGUGGAGGGUGGAUUUGUUGACUUCUGACCCCAAAAACACCUCACUUUUUGCAUCUUAGGAUAGCAUCAAGAAGCACUGCGUGGCCUUUCAGGUCUUCUCCAACAGAAAUCCGUCAUUUCAAUUCUCUUUGGCCCAUGGGCUUCUUCUGCAGAUAACAGGGAUGGACUAGAUUAAAGGCCACGAUUUUGGAGACAGUGUGGUGGAAACUCCUCCAAAAACAUGUUCUUCCCACCCAAGCAUGUGGAUGGUCUCUCAGCAGGGACACGUAAAUCCCUUUGUUCUGGCCUUGAAACAAAAAGGUUUCUUGUUCAUCCCUUUGAAAGCUCUGAAACUGGGUUAAAAAUAAAGAUGUUGAACUAAGGCAUGGAUGAGGGCAUGGGAUGACAGUGACAUAGGUGGGGCCAUAGGGGGACAUGGGGGACAUGGAUGAGGACACAGACAUUGAUGGGGCCUCAGAGGGACAAGGGUCAGUGUCACCCAUGGGAUCAUGUGGCCCCAUGCUGGGUGACCUGGUGGGAACAUCCCCAUAGGUGUGACUUUGGCCCCUGAUGUGUGUCCUGGUGGCACUGUGUCCCCUCCCUCCAUAUGUCCCCAUCCCCCACCGUGGCUCCCUGUCACCCCUCUGUGUUUUCCUGUCCUGCCCCAAGUGUCCCUGUCCCCCCAGUGCAUCCUCAUCUUAAUCUCCUCUAUGUCUCCCAGUCCUUCCCUCUGUGUCGCUGUCCCCUGCCCCUGGUGGGGCCAACAUCCCCAAGGUCCCGAGACUGUGUCCCUCAAGGUGUCCCCAUGUCCCUCAGGGUGUCCCCCUGUCCCUCAGGAUGUUCCCGUGGCUGGUCAUGAUGCUGAGCAUCUUCACCUUUCCUGUCACAGGUCGGGAAAUCCCAGGACACCCUGUGACAGUCCACAACAUGCCAUGACAUCCUUUGUUCUCUGAUUUUGGGUCCUCCUCUCACCAUUUUUGGUCCUUUUGCCCUGUUUUUGGUCAGUUUCCCCCCUUUUUUGGAUCCCUUCCCUCUUUUCCCAGCCUUUCCCCCAAUUUUGCGUGCCCUGCCCUUGACAUUUGGCACAUUUUUGGGUGCAUCCCCCCUCCUCUCCAACCCUAGCUCGCCACGCUCUGUCCCCCAAUGCAUGUCCCCUUCUGUGUCCUCAACUGUCCCCCCACCCCACAUGGACUCAGUGGUCGCCAUCCUGGAUACCCUUGAGUUCCCAGGCCAGGACUGUGGAUCUCCUCUUCCAGGAGAUGCAGAGCUGGCCCAGCUCCCAGGUGACAUCAAAGGCACCAGGGCUUGGGGUGGGUGGCCUGGUGGGGGUGGGUGGGAGGGGGUUUGGGGUCAUCUUUGAACUGACAAUGAGUCUUGUCCACUCUGCAGUGAGGAGCAGCCCCAGCUGGGGAGCCUGGGAUGGAUGGGGGCAAGGAGAGGUUGGAUCCGGUCCAGAUGGACACCAGAGCUGUGGAUCCCAGCUGGACUCAGAUCUGGAUAGGCCCUGGCCCUGCAGACCCCAAGCCUGGCCAGUCCCCAGCCCCAGAUGACCACCAGCUUGGACACACCCUGACCCACCCCACUGGCCCACCAGCCCAUCUCAGUAGCCCUAAUCCCAAAAACCCCAAAAUAAACCCAAUAUCAGAACAUCGGCUCGAGAUGGUGCCUGUAGAAUGAGGGGGAAACUGAGGCACUGGCUGGAAGAUGACUUUGCAGUGAUGGGAGUAGACUUUAUGACCCACCCUGGAGACCCUCAAAUGACCACCCACCCCCCAAACUGUCACCGCAGCAUCCCGGGACCCCCAUCUCUCACAUCAGGGGGGCUCCAGGAGCCACCACAGCCCCUUCGAGGGCUGACCUGCAGUGUCCCCCGGUGUCACUGGAGGAGGAGGAGCUGAGGGUAUGAAACUCCUACCUGGUCACAUCAGGAACCCUCUACAAGAACAGGGGCCAAGCAUGGGCGGAGCAGCAGAGGUACCGCGGAGGACCGGGGUGGGGACACGGGGACAGUCCCUGAAGUCCCAAAGGUCCUCUCGGGGGAUGCUGUGCGUGGGGGAUGCAGAGUCACGCAGCAUCCUCAGGGGCAUGCAGGGUGGUGGAAGUGGUGGCAUGUCCCCAGAAAUGUUGUCACCACCCCCCACAUAGGAAGUGGGCCACCUCCUGCCUUGGGGCACUGGUGACAAAGUGGCGGGUGGCUGUGACAAAAAGCACAGGUGCCGCAUGGGUGUCCAGGCUGAUCUGCACUUGCCCACUGUGGCCGCAGUUGUAAAACGUGACCUGCAGACACAGGGUGGUACUUUCAUUGUGAUUGUCACUGUCAGUGUCAUUGCCAUUAUUACUAUCAUUGUCAGCAUCAGUGGUGUCAUUGUCACCAACACUGUCACUGUUAUUGUCACGGUCACCAUCACUGCCAUUGUCAUUGUCCUGUCACUGUCACUGUGCCCUGAGGUGACUUUGUGAUGCUUGUAUCCACACUUGUCUGUAAUGCUUUUGCUGGAUAUUAAGUUCUACGCUUUAAGGAAUAGUUCCGAGAGUGAAGGGGCUGGAAGAAGGAGCGCAGGGUUUGUUUACAGAAACUGCACUCACUCCUCUGCAUUCUGAUCCUGGACUGUGUUGUCUGUGGACGGACAGAGUGACAGAGCUCCACUUUGCUUUUUAGUUAGCUUUUAGCUAGCUGAGCCACAGAAUUUCCCUGGACUGUUUUCUCUUAUUUUUCUUGGAAUUGUUUCAACCUGUUCUGGACUGAAAACUCAGAAAAACACGCAGAGCUCAUGCCUGUGACCUACAGGGGCCAGGAUGGCAUUUUCCAGCACAAGAGGGCCUGAUGAGAGACUGGGCAAGCUGAGCUACAACCCAUGGCAAGGACGUUCUCAAUUUUGGAAUCUUUCUUCAGAAUGGCGAGAGGUUUUGCUGUUUGAUAUUGUUCAUUGUUUUUCUGCUUGUGGGUACUUUGCUUGUUAAAUAAACAGGUUUUUCCACUUUUCCUAAAGGAAAUAUUUUGCCACACCAGUUGAGAGAAGGGCUGCUUGGGUUUGCUUUCCAGAGGGACCCCAUUUAAAGAUUUCCUCCCAAAUUUGCCCUAAUCCAGGACACCAGUUCCUGUCCCCAUUCCGAGUCCCAUUCCCAAUCCUAUUCCCUACAUUCCUUCUCCAUAUUCCUGGUCCUGUCCCCAUUCCCGGUCCCUCUCUCCACUCCUGAUCCCACUCCAAGUCCAGCAUUCCUGGUGCCAUUCUUGGUCCCUGUACCCAUUCCCAGUACUAUCUC
Molecule: messenger RNA, 5426 nt
Organism: Prinia subflava (tawny-flanked prinia)
Lineage: Eukaryota; Metazoa; Chordata; Aves; Passeriformes; Cisticolidae
Product: zinc finger protein 501-like
Exons: 2
Coding region: 508-1953 (481 amino acids)
Biological process (GO): regulation of transcription by RNA polymerase II
Cellular component (GO): nucleus
Molecular function (GO): DNA-binding transcription factor activity, RNA polymerase II-specific; RNA polymerase II cis-regulatory region sequence-specific DNA binding
Source: RefSeq, a predicted model, not a curated record